AUGGAUGAUAUGGCUUACUGUCCCAAAUGCAACAAUUCGGUAGAUAUUGAUCGGCCAAAAAAGUUUGGUUAUUGCAAUCAAUGUGAUCACUCGUUUUGCUCGGCCUGUCGACGCCCGUAUCACGGCCUGCAGCGCGCGUGCAUUGAUUCGGUCACCGAUGCGGCGGCGGCAGCGGCUGUACUCAGACAACGGGCGGCCGAAAUCAAAGAGUCGGAAAGUUAUAUUAACGCACAUUUCAAGCACUGUCCUAAAUGUGGUAUACCCUGUGAGAAAAUUGAUGGUUGCAAUCAUAUGCAAUGUAAACUGUGCAUGGUACAUUUUUGUUGGCUAUGUUUGAUGGAUAUUACCGAUAAUGAUGAGAUACAACAACAACACUGGAGGGCUAAAUGUAAACUAUUUGAAUACGAAUCGGAAUAA
Messenger RNA from Oppia nitens, 417 nucleotides. Its product is annotated as E3 ubiquitin-protein ligase RNF14-like. Lineage: Eukaryota; Metazoa; Arthropoda; Arachnida; Sarcoptiformes; Oppiidae. Gene Ontology annotation, molecular function: ubiquitin conjugating enzyme binding; zinc ion binding; ubiquitin protein ligase activity. Bases 1 to 417 code for a protein of 138 amino acids. The record is from RefSeq and is a predicted model, not a curated record. The transcript has 3 exons. Gene Ontology annotation, biological process: positive regulation of proteasomal ubiquitin-dependent protein catabolic process; protein polyubiquitination; ubiquitin-dependent protein catabolic process. Gene Ontology annotation, cellular component: ubiquitin ligase complex; cytoplasm.